Musa acuminata subsp. malaccensis (wild Malaysian banana) is the source of this 1548-nucleotide messenger RNA. RefSeq names its product alkaline ceramidase TOD1. The record is from RefSeq and is a predicted model, not a curated record. NCBI's taxonomy places the organism in Eukaryota, Viridiplantae, Streptophyta, Magnoliopsida, Zingiberales, Musaceae.
AAUGCCAACCGAAGGCUUCGUGUGUGAUGUGAGAAAGGUUGUUGACCCCAUGGGACGUGUGUAUCUGACAACACCUCUCCUGUUCCAAUCCAAAAUCCUCUGCCUCUCCCUGCUCUACCUCCUCACCACCCUUCCCCUCGCCCUCUACGUCGCCUUCUCCCAGACCGGCUGCCUCUUCCGCACCCCUCCGCCCCUCCCCAAGCCGCGCCUCUUUGCCUACCCGCCCUCCUACGGGGAGCACAAGUACGCCCUCCCCACCACCCGAUCCGCGUGCUCCUCCCCUGUUCCCUUCUCCGAGUAUGGGACGGUGCUGCAGGAGAUUCGCGAUCUCUGCCGGAACUCUUCCGCCACGGCCGCCUCACCUCGUUCCCCUGUUCUGCGGUAUUUUCAGGGUAAAGGCGACAGCUUUGCGGGAAAUUUCUCCGCAAAGAAGAGGAUGUCUUUCUUCAACCAUACCAACGGCGAUCGGGUGGAGGUCCCGUGUGGAUUCCUUCAGGAAUUCCCCAUCAGAGAAUCUGACAGGUCGGCGAUGGAGAAAUGCGACGGCGUGGUCGUAGCAUCGGCGAUCUUCGGCGACCACGACAAGAUCCGCCAGCCCAAACGCUUAGGAGCUAAAACAUUGGAAACUGUUUGCUUCUUCAUGUUCGUUGAUGAUGCAACUCUCCGAGGUCUCGCGGCCCACAACAUCCUCACCAACAUCAACGGGGAAGUGGACAUGAUAGGAGCAUGGAGAAUCGUGAGUGUCUCGGUCAGCGAAUUGCCCUAUGACAACGCUGCCAUGAACGGGGUGAUUCCCAAGCAUUUAGUGCACAGGCUCUUCCCCAACUCCAUGUUCAGCGUGUGGUUGGACGCGAAGCUGCAGCUCACGGUGGAUCCUUUGCUGCUGAUUCAUUCUCUUGUUGUCUCAAAGGACGCAGACAUGGCGAUUUCGAAGCACCCGUCUAACGUCCACACCAUGGAGGAGGCGAUGGCGACUGCGAGGUGGAAGAAAUGGGCAGACGUCAAGUCUUUGAGGGUGCAAAUGGAGACCUACUGCGAGAUGGGGCUGCAGCCAUGGUCGCCUAGAAAGCAUCCCUACACGACAGAUGUUCCGGAUACUGCACUCAUAAUAAGGAGGCAUGGACUUAAGAGCAACCUCUUCUCCUGCCUACUGUUCAACGAGCUGGAGGCCUUCAACCCCAGGGAUCAGCUGGCGUUCGCCUACGUGAGAGACUUCAUGAUCCCCAAGAUCGACAUCAACAUGUUCGAAUCGGAGGUGUUCGAGCACAUAGCCAUGGAGUACAGGCACAACCUCAAGCGCCACGACGCCGGUGCGCCGGCGUCGACGAUCAAGAAAGCCUCCUCGCGAGACAUAAAGGGUAGCAGUUGCGAGGCCUACCUGUUAAAGAUGUGGGGAGAAUCCAACGACUAAAGAACACACACAUGAAACCUGUGCCGUGGGAUAUGGCAGAGUUGAUUGCUUCGGACUGUACAUAAUACUUGUACAUAACUGGGGGAGGCCUGAUUUGUUGUAUGUGUUGAAUCCAUCUACAAUUAGCGAUUUCUGCA